AUGUGUAUGGUGUUUGCCGCUCUCCUGUCUCUUGCCCUUUGCGCUGCCACAGGGUGUGCCAACGGAUCACCCACUGAUUCGUGUUAUAAGUGCGCCGAUCCGCCAAACGAUACCAUCUGCAUCGCUUGUCUAAAGGAUCUGCGUUUGAUUAAUGGGGCGUGCGUGGAUUCUAGUAAUGCAAAUUACUCUAAGUGUGUUCCUGAUUCGUCUAACGGGUAUACUAUCUGUAGCUCAUGUACAGAUGAUUUCUAUUUAGACUCUCUAUUCUUCGGUUGCUUCUCCUGUCACAGCUCCUGCAGCACGUGUUCAGGACCUUCUCACUUUGACUGUCUGACAUGUCGUGUUGGCGAGUUGGAGUCUUCUCCACCCAGCGCAUGCCCGUGUGACUUGCAACUUACCAAUUGUAACUCAUGCGGCUCGGACAAUAACGUGAUCUAUUGUAAAAUCUGCGCAACUAACUACCUACCAAUAAACGGAAAGUGCGUGGACAGUAAUGACUCUACAUACAAGUUCUGCAUCCCUGAUGAGUAUCAUCCCACCUCGUGCGCAUCAUGCACUGGACCAUAUUACUACGAUCCAAACACGUACAGCUGCUUCGAGUGUCAUGAGACUUGUCUCACCUGCAAAGGACCAGGCCCAAUGGAGUGCUUGACGUGUCCUACGGGAGGCGUCAGUGCUGACGGUACUUGCGCAGUUCCCGUCUGCAAAAUGAAUGAUGCUACAAAUACAGUCUAUCAUUGCAAUAACUGCGGCAACGAUAAUAAUUGUGCAACGUGCGCCAAUGGAUACUAUCUGGCAUCAGUUCGAAAGUACAAGCUUUGUAGGCCGUGCAGUCCAUUGUGCAAGACUUGCGCAAAUGAAAAUGAGGAUGAGUGUAUAGAGUGUGCUGUAGGUAAAGCUACUCCCGAAAAAGCUUGCACACCGCCAACAUGCACAACGACUAAUGGACAAGUCGGCGGAACCAACGAUAAUUGUAUACAAUGUUCUACAGAUAAGAUUAAUUGCGUUGAAUGUAAAGAUGGAUACUUCCUCGAAAAGGUUGGGGCAUACGACGUUUGUACAAAGUGUCACAGCACUUGCUAUACAUGCUUUGGACCGUUAGAGACUGACUGUUUGCUUUGCACCACUUAUGCGUCUGCUGAUGGGCACUGCACUGAUCCUGUUUGUAAGAUUAACGACCCUACGAAUACCAACUACAACUGCGCGACCUGUGACAGUAAUGGGAAAAGUUGUAGUAGAUGUAAGGAUGGAUAUCAUGUUACUACUCGCUCCUCAGUCCAGGUCUGUGAGCGUUGCAAUAAUAUGGAGAACUGUAUCGAUUGUGACAUGACAGGGGCAACAUGCACAAAAUGUGCUGUCGGGUACGGCCUUUCUGAUGGCAAGUGUCUUCCAUGUCCUCCUAUGGAAGGAUGCAUCACCUGCAAGGGCACUCUAUCUGAGUGUGAGACAUGCGAUCAGCUGUACUAUUUAAAUACUCAGAAAAAGUGUCAACGGUGCUAUAAAACGUGCCUCACUUGCACCGCCUCCAAUAACAACGAGUGUACAACGUGCAUCAGUGAUGGGGCAGCGCCUACCGGUGGCAAGACUUGUCCUGAGCCUGUCUGCAACGAGUCGUACGGGUGUCAGAUAUGCGCUACGGCCAACAGCUGUCGAGCUUGCAAGGAGGAAGGGUACUACAAGGUCACCUUCGGAGACUACUCACUCUGCAGGCCUUGCCAUGCGAGCUGCUUUUCUUGCAACGGUCCUGGGGCUUCGGAUUGCUUGUCAUGUCCUCUCGGGGACCCAAUUGCUGGUACAUGUGCGACACCUAGAUGCAACAAUCAUCACGACGAUAACAAUAAGAAUUGUGUGGAGUGCACCACAGAUAAAUCAGGCAAUUGCACAAAAUGUUUAGAUGGGUACUUCAAAGUUACUCGCGCAAAAUUCGAGGUUUGCCAAGCUUGCCACGGUUCAUGCAAGACGUGCGUCGGUAGUGAGGAAGGCAAGUGCACAUCCUGCAUCAAUUCAAAGUCAUCGGCCAGCAGUUCUCAACCCGGAAUCUGCUUAGUACCAAUCUGUACUAAGAAUGAAGAUGGUUGCUUAUCCUGUACUUCUGACGGCGCCAGUUGCAGCGUGUGUAACGUGGGAUACUAUCUUCAACAGAUUGGGUUCUACUCCGUGUGCACCAAGUGUCCUGAUACUCACAAGUGUCUUUCUUGCAGUCAGCUGUGGUGGUGUAACUCUGGAGUACUGUGUGACACUUGUCCUGACGGUAUGACUCUACAGGAAGAUUGCAAGUGUGCCAAGAGUACUAUUAGUACCAGCACUAAUUGCCCAUCUGAGCCACAGUAUGCCAAUUGUCGGUAUUGUAAUACCCAGGCAUCAGGUGCACACUGCACUGCCUGUGCUAGCGGGUAUUACAACGGAGAUGGUAACCUCUGCGAGCACAAGUGUCCCCGUGGCUGUGUAGAGUGUAGGUCGGAGACGUUCUGCACAGAAUGCUACCGUGGUGCUUACGCAGGAGCAUACGGAAUGCCCUGCCAUUCCACAUGCAACUCGAGUGAGGCGCUAGUUCUGGGGAGCACCGCUUUGGAGGACCGCUGUGUGCCAUGCCACCCUGCGUGUGUCAGCUGCACUGGUCCGGAAGAGGCCGACUGCGUCGCAUGCUCGCUCAACACGUACAAGUCUGAUGAGCCUGGCUGUCAUCUUUGCCACACACAGUGUCUUACAUGCUCGGGGCCAACGGAAGACUACUGCUUAUCGUGCAAUACAAGUUACUAUAUGCUCAACGGGAUGUGUGUGUUGGCAGAUGAAUGUCUUUCAAACGAUUCCUAUUACAUCAGUGGAAAUGUUUGUCGGAUGUGCAUUCAAACAAUGGAGGGCUGUGUGACGUGCCAAGCAGGCUCUGAAGACACUAUGGUCUGUCUACGCUGCGGAGCCGGUUACACGACAGUGACAAAUAAUGGUACAAUCGUCGCUUGUGUUUCCACAAAAAUGAGCACAGCGAAGUUUGUGGUUCUCGGGGCAGCUUUGGCCAUAUCUUUCGCUGGCGGUAGUAGCAUUGCUCUUUACUUUAUAAUUAGACGACUUCUUCAAUAA
Molecule: messenger RNA, 3078 nt
Organism: Giardia duodenalis
Lineage: Eukaryota; Fornicata; Diplomonadida; Hexamitidae
Product: High cysteine membrane protein Group 2
Exons: 1
Coding region: 1-3078 (1025 amino acids)
Source: RefSeq, a predicted model, not a curated record